This is a messenger RNA of Drosophila serrata, 4335 nucleotides long. RefSeq names its product Ankyrin-repeat, SH3-domain, and Proline-rich-region containing Protein (gene ASPP). NCBI's taxonomy places the organism in Eukaryota, Metazoa, Arthropoda, Insecta, Diptera, Drosophilidae. Gene Ontology annotation, molecular function: p53 binding. Gene Ontology annotation, cellular component: nucleus. Gene Ontology annotation, biological process: regulation of apoptotic process. The record is from RefSeq and is a predicted model, not a curated record.
GUGUGUGUGUGCAUAUUCAAUUAAUUACAAAAAGGCACAAGAGGAAGCCGAAGAAGAAGCGGCAACAGCAGCAGCAAGUGAAUUGAAUGAAAGAAAGCCAGUUAAAAAGUAUGCAAAAAAGUUUCGUGAUACAAAAGGAGUGAAGAAGGCGGCGGCAUAAAUGGUGAUUAAUUCACUUUAAGUUGCAAUUAAACAGCAGCAGCAAAAGCAGCAGCAACAACAACGAGCCAGCGCAAGGUGCAAGACAAGAUUGGAUGCGACUCUCGAACGUCAUGGUAUGAAGGAGCCGACGAACACUUUGGAUGAAAUUGUGCCCAGCAGGCUGACGUCAGCCGAACUGAGGGCGAUGGCAUUGAGACAGCAGCAGCAAAUCGACAGCCAGCACCAGCUGCUGGCCACCAAGGAGCAGCGCCUGCGCUUCCUCAAGUCGCAGGAGGUGCGCAGCGCCGUGGCCAGCGCGGAGGGCGAGCGGCUCCGGCGGCUAAGGGAGCGCGUGGAGGCGCAGGAGUCCAAGCUGCGGCGCCUGAGAGCGUUGCGGGGUCAAGUGGACCUCCAGAAGACCUACAAUGUCACACUGAGCAAUGACCUGGACUCGAUACGGGCCUUGUUUAGUGAGAAGGAGAAGGAGCUCAGCUUGGCGGUGGCCAAAGUGGAGGCUUUAACCCGUCAGUUGGAGGAGCUGCGACGUGACCGCCGGUGUCCGGUGAAUCUCUUGGCAGCCACAGGCAAUGGCGUGGGCCAAUCCCUGCCCCCGCAGGCAUCCCGCGAGCUGGAGAAGCUUCGACGCGAAUUGAUGUAUCGCAACCAGCUGUCGCUGCAGCAGGACGCCCGGCUGCACAUGCAACGCGAGGCCUUGCAGCAACGACAGGCGGAGCUGCGUUCGGUGGACCAGCGCAUCUACGAGCUGCAGACGCGCCUGCAGCGCAAGAAGCAGGCCAAUACCCAUCACCAGCAGCAGCAGCAGCACCAGCAACUCCAACAGCAGCAGCAGCAGCAGCAACAACAACAGGUGCAACAGCAGCAGCAGCAGCAGCAGCAGCAGUUGCAUGCUCAGUCCGCGCAAUUGCUGGCGGCAGCAGCAGCAGCAGCCACGGCUCAGCAGCAACAUCAACAGCAGCAACAGCAACAAAAGCAGCAACAGCAGACCUUGGCCUACCAACAACCCGGACAAAGUGGCAAGCAUGGCGGCGGAGUGGCCGCCCUGAAGCAGCAACUCCUCCAGAAGCAGGUCAACCAACUGGCAGCCGCUGCUGCUGCCGCUGCCGCUGGCCGAGCACGUGGCAAUGUGGCCGCCGUGGAGCCCUUCAUCCACACGCCCCAGAAGUCUACCAUUACCAGCACGGCCAGCUACCUUAGUGGCGGUGGCAUGAAGCAUGCGGCGGCAACGGCCAAUACCAACCAGCAGAACCAGCUCAUCCAGGACCUGACGCAUGUCAAGAACAGUGGUUUCUUUGCGGGAUCCGUCCCGGUGUCCGUGCCAGUGCCAGUUGCCAGUUCCAGCAGCGAGAGUGAUGAGUCCAAGCUGGCCAAGAAGUCCAGGUCGGAGGCGGAGUUGCGCAAGCAGGCACAGUCCGAGGCCAUGGAUAGUACCACACAUAUAUACGCGGAAGUGGGACCCAAGAAGAGGGAUCGAGAAGCGGCGGCAGCAGCAGCUCAAGCAGCAGCCGAAGCAGCAGCAGCAGCAACAACAGCAGCAGCAGCAGCAGCAACAACAGCAGCAGCAGCGGCAACAGCCACAUCCCCGCCAGCUUCAGCCAGCAAAAUCCCGAAGAGCAUCUCCUCCUCCAGCAGCAGCAGUUCGGCCUCCGCUUUGAUCACCAAACUCAACCAGCAGCAGCAGCAGCAGGCGGCGGCCAAGGACAACAGUCACCAGGAUCAGCAGCAGAAGAAGAAUGAGAUUUCGGUGACCAGCGAGACCCUCUCGGAGCGCAACACCCAGCAGCAGCUCACCGUGCACAGCAUGCCCCUGGGAGCUGUGAGUAAAUCCGUGGCCAUUGCCGUCUCCAAUGCCGCCUCCAAGCCGCUUCAGGUGCAAGUAAGCAAUCUGGCAGUGCCACCGCGCAAGCCCAUCAGCAGUGUGGCGCCCACCUCGGUGUCCAGCGGUGGCAGCUCCAUACCCAAGAUGAUAACCUACAGCCCGAAGGUGAAUCGUGUGGCGCCCAAUGUGGUAUUGACAGACCCAAGGCCAGCGUUGCCGCCAAAGCCCAGCAAGAUGUCGCCCACGGAACAGCCUUCACCAGUGGAAGUUACAUCCUCAGCAUCAACGGGAACGGGAACGGGAACAACUGGAGGAGCUGCAUCCUCAUCGGGAGCUGGCAAGACGCAGGCGGCCACCUUUGGUCUGCAAUCCCUAAACAUCAACGACAACUUGCCCAUCAAGGCCAAGCCGCUGACCAUUCGCAAGCAGCCGCUGUUCGAGCAGCCGCGUCUCAAGGUCGCCUCCAAUGGUGGCCAGCCAAAGCAGCCGGCAGUGCUGCUGCAGCUCCAGAGUCAACGGAAAUCAGAACCGGCAGCCGGACGACAAACAACCGAGGCCAUGAAGACGACAGCUUCCCCGGAAGCAUCGCCUCAGCACUCGCCCAGCAGCGGCGGUGAAUCCAGCGCCGAUGAAACAGAUCGCAUGGUGGUCCCAGUAGUGGGUCAGCAGGAGGCAGGCACAUCUCCAGGAGCUGCCACAACGACGACCACGACCACGACGAGCAACAUCAAGGAGCGAACUGGCAAUAAGCCCAAGCUUGCUCGCCGCGUCAGCUUUGAUCCCUUGGCCCUGCUCUUGGAUGCCAGCUUGGAGGGUGAACUGGAGCUGGUGAAGAAGACGGCCAUGCAGGUGGCCAAUCCCAGUGCGGCCAACGAUGAGGGUAUCACCGCCCUCCACAAUGCCAUCUGUGCCGGACACUUUGACAUUGUCAAAUUCCUGGUGGAAUUCGGUUGCGAUGUGAAUGCCCAGGACUCGGAUGGCUGGACGCCGCUGCAUUGUGCCGCCAGCUGCAACAACCUGUCCAUGGUCAAGUUCCUGGUGGAGAGCGGCGCCUGUCUGUUUGCCUCCACGCUCUCGGACCACGAGACGCCGGCGGAGAAGUGCGAGGAGGAUGAGGAGGGCUUCGAUGGCUGCUCCGAGUAUCUUUACAGCAUUCAGGAGAAGCUGGGCAUCCUGCACAAUGGCGACGUGUACUCGGUGUUCUCCUAUGAGGCCCAGAAUGGCGAUGAGUUGUCCUUCCAUGUGAACGAGCCGCUGAUCGUGCUGCGGAAGGGUGACGAUGCCGAGAACGAGUGGUGGUGGGCACGGAAUGCCGGCGGCGAGGAGGGCUACGUGCCCCGGAACCUCCUUGGGCUGUACCCACGUGUGCCGCCGCAGUCACCGCACUUCAGCGAUUAGCAGUUAAUACGCUUCACCAUCCUGAAGCGCAAGGCUGGCAGACUCAUCCAGAAGCGCUACAUAUCCAAGUACAUCUAGGGAGCCAUGGAUGAUGGGAUGAUGAUGGGGGGGAGGGAGUGUGCAGGAGGCUCUGGUGAAGAUUCUGAGCACGUGCCGCCGCAGGAGUCAUCGGGGAAUUAUUUAUCACAGCUCGGAUGUUUCUUUUUGUUUACUUUUUUGUUAUUGGGAAAAGCAACACAAAGGGAUAUGGGCAAGAGGAGGUGGAUUCGGAGUCGGAGUCGAAGUCGGAGGAGCUGCGACCAUAUGCUCAACCAUAUGGAAUGGCAUCAACUGCAGCAGGAGCUUCCGCCUUGGCCAUUUAUCUCGACGACUGGCCCCAAUUAGCCGGCACAGAGUUCACACAACACACACACCCUCUGGACCACUCCCCUGCAUACGUACAACCGCAAAUUGAAUUUCACUUAAGCUCCUUAGCUUUAAGGCCUAGACUAAUGCCAAUAACUCACCAUCAGCCGCCUGCUCGCCACACAAGAAAAACUUUACCUUCGAGCUGGAAAAAGCUUUGCAAUUGAAAAGCGAGAAAAGCCAUCGAAGGAGUUUUUGUUAAUUGCAUAUAUCAAGUUAGCACUUAAAAGCCUAAUUGAACUCGAACCAAGUUCAGUAAACAUUUAUGGUAACAAGAAUACGAAGACAUAACAAAUCGAAUGUGAUUUUUGUAUAAAGACGAGGAUAAUUUAAACAAAUUUGUAUCGAAUAUAUGAAGGGUUCGUAGGUGUAAGUUCGUUGACAAGUAAUCGCAUUAUUAGGUUAUACUAAUAUAUUUAACUUUAACUAUAACUUGACUUAAUUACACUUAAUGUACCGAUCGAUUGCUUAAUUCUUAGAUCCUAAGGACCAAGCCCUACACACCCCAAUACUUAAAAUGCAACAAAAUACGUUUGAAAAAUGAAAAUAAAACA